UCCACUUUUAAUAGUAUUAUAAUGUAACUUACGACUUAUGUAACUACAUCACAUAAUAAAUAUUUAAAUAUUAAUUUGUCAAUAAUGCCAAUCAUUGUUUGAAUAUUUUCUUUUAACAGUUCAUUUUCAUUUAUUUAUUCGUCAAAAUUUAGAAGUAUUAAUUCAUAACUUCAUUUUCGAUAUUCUAUUAGUUAUAACCAUUACUUACUACUAAAUACUAAUACUACUUUACUUAGAUACUACAACAUUUCUUACCUAUAUGUGACUUAUCUCAUAUCUGCCUAUUAGUAAUGUUGUAACAUUGUGUUUUUGUUGAAUGCUAUCAACCACAUACAACACCCUUAAUAUUUGUGUACUUGUCGAUGCAAAUAAUAUUAAAUUAUAAUAAUUAGAUAGCUAAUACAAAUACAUUUUAAUCAUUUUAUACAAAAUUGAACUACAUAAUAGAAAUAAUAUACAGCUGAAAUGUCUGCCAAGCUAGAAUUUGCUGUUAAAAUGUCUUCCCCGUCAUGUGCUGAUAAAAUACAAGAUCAACUGAGCCAAAACGGUAUUUCAAAAUCUGACAUUCAUAUAUCUUAUGAAGCCGGAACUGUUACUGUUACUACAGAUCAGCCAUCUUCUCUUAUUUUGAAUUCUAUUGAAGAAACAGGAAUUAAAGCAGUACUUAAAGGAUAUGGAAGUGCUACAUUUGACAGGAACUUAGGUGCUGCUGUUGCCAUGUUAGGUGGAUCAACUGGUUAUAGUAAAUCAGGUAUAAAUGGGGUUGUCCGGUUUGUUCAGAUAAACAAUGAUGAAUGUAUAGUGGAUGGUACUAUUGAUGGUUUGUCUCCAGGAAAACACGGCAUCCAUGUAUAUGAAUGUGGGGAUUUAUCUAAUGGAUGUGACAGGAUUGGAGAUCAUCUUAAUUUGAAACAAACAUCACAUGGCAAUCAAACUGAUGACCCAAAUUUUAGGCACACAGGCGAUUUAGGAAAUGUCACUGCUAAUGAAGAUGGAAGGGCAAUAUUUUACUUUAAAGAUAAAUUAAUAAAUGUAUCACAUUUAAUUGGUCGAGCAGUUGGUAUCACAGAAAAUGAAGAUGAUUGUGGUAGAACCAAAAUCAAUACAUCAGAUAUUGAUGGAAAUAGCGGAAAAAAAAUUGCUUGUGGUAUUAUUGCUAGAUCUUCCGGUUUAUUUGAAAAUAACAAAAAGAUAUGUGCUUGUGAUGGUGUAACACUUUGGGAAGAAAGAGAUGUACCAUUAGCUGGGCCCGGUAGACAAAGAAAAAUAUAAUGUUAGAAUUAUAGGUAUACUUAAUUUUAAAAAAAUAUGCAUAUUACAAAAAUACAGGUGUUAGAAUAUUAAACCAAAUAAUUGUUAUUUUUAAUAUUUUAGUAAUAAGAAAAAGUGCAAUACUUCUAAAGGUAAUAUGGUAAUAUGUAUUCUUAUAACUGUUUUGGUAAUGGCUAAAAUAAUCACACUAGCGAUAAAAUAUCCUUGUUCCAAUUGUAUUUUUGUGUUUAUAUUCUAUACAUGUUUUAUCAAUAUGAAUUAUGAGGUAAUAAAGUAAUAAAGAUUUUAGUGUAAA
Rhopalosiphum padi (bird cherry-oat aphid) is the source of this 1567-nucleotide messenger RNA. RefSeq names its product copper chaperone for superoxide dismutase (gene Ccs). The coding region runs from base 466 to 1272 and encodes 268 amino acids. The transcript has 6 exons. Gene Ontology annotation, molecular function: copper ion binding. The record is from RefSeq and is a predicted model, not a curated record. Gene Ontology annotation, biological process: removal of superoxide radicals. Lineage: Eukaryota; Metazoa; Arthropoda; Insecta; Hemiptera; Aphididae.